GCUCCAUUACGUCACAACGACGGCGUCCGAGUCCGUUGUCUAGUGUCAUUUUUUGACGACUUUUCGUCAUUUAUUAAUUCUAAUAACCAACCAAUAGUUAAGCUGAGCGGCUUGAGAAAAGACGACCAGACGUGUGGACAUGUCAGAAAUUAUCUGUUCACAGGACUUUGUUUUAAGUGCCGGGUCGGUGGCUAGCAGCCUGGCCCGCCUUGGACGCUUCGACACUGGACUACAGCACCCAUACCACCACGUCUCACUUCCCGGUCGCAGGCUCGGGGACGUCUCAGUUUUGUGUGAUUAUGUUCACCUGCAAAACCUGGACCUGUCAAACAAUGGAAUUACAGAUCUAUCAUGUGUGAGCCACAUGCCCUUCCUCGUCAUCCUGGAUGUCUCUCACAAUGAAAUCUCGGAUUUCUUUGGCUUCGAGCCUCCGAAGAACCUGAAGGAGGUCAACUACUCCUUCAACAAUUUGACAGAAAUGAAGGACAUGUCGGACUACGAGGCGCUCGUCAAGCUAGAUCUGGACCACAACCGCUUGAAGCAGAUCCACGGUUUGGAAAAGUGCCGCAAAUUGAGCUAUCUCAGCGCGGCACACAACAUCAUCGCCAGCGUCUGUGGUCUGGACGAUGUGCCGCUUAAAGACCUCAACCUGAGGGGGAACCAGUUGCAAAGCACGGAAGGUCUGGAGAACCUAAAGAGGAUACAAACUCUGGAUCUGUCCGUGAACUACAUCAGCAGUCUCGCCAGUCUCACCAACCUGCACCUGCUGGGCUCUAUCAACAUGGAAAGAAAUCAGAUUCGCGAGAUAGAGGAGUGUAAGCACAUUCAAAAUCUUCUCCUGCUGAGGGAAUUGAAUCUUUUGGAGAACCCUGUACAGGAGCAACCCGACUACAGGUUGUCGGUGGUCUUCCUCAUUCAGCAUCUGACCACGUUGGACCAAGAGAAAGUCACUGUUGAAGAGAAGGUGUUGUCCAUCAACAAGUAUGACCCACCUAUGGAUGUUGUGGCGUCCAGAGAUCAUAUGACCCAGCUGAUGUAUCAGCUGAUGCAGCCUCAGCACCUCUAUGACACCAUUCUACCCAACGAUGACGCUCCGUAUCCGAUGCUAGUUCUGGUUGGCCCGCAAAGCUGUGGGAAAAGAGAGAUGGCCCAUCGCCUAUGCGAGGACUUUGGAGACUUCUUAGCACAGGGGAUCAGUCACACCACCAGGGAGCCCUACUCUGGCGAGGAAAACGGCAGGGACUACCAUUUCAUCAGCGAGGAAGAGUUCGAGCUACUUGUGCAAAGGGGGGCUUUCCUCCAGACUGUCCAGUACGGCAGCCACAAGUACGGCCUGAGCAGGGACGCCGUUGAAGAGGUUGCCCGGGAAGGGCUGGCGUGCUGCGUUCAAAUGGAGCUGGAGGGCGUGCUGAGUUUGAAGAAGAGCACCUUUGAACCCCGCUACGUUCUGCUCAUCCCCACCAUAGCGGAGAACUACAAGGCCAUGCUGAGAAGUCGAAAGCUCUACACGGACGCCCAGAUGGACGCGGCCUUGUCUCGCAUCGAGCUGUACGACAAUUUCAACAGGGAGCGGCCCGGCUUCGACAGCAUCAUUCGUUGCGACAACUGGGAGAGAGCCUACCAGAUGCUGGAGCGGGUCGUGAAGAACUACCUGUUUUAUGAGGACCAGGAAGAAGAGCAAGGGCUCGGUGAGGGUAAUAAAAAAGAGAAACCGCCCACAGAGGAGCUAAGGUCAGACUCAUCCACUUCGACCCUCAACUCCUCAGAGCCCCUCUACAGAAACUAUUGCACCCAGGCCCAGCAACAGCUCACCUCCCACAAGACUCCUACUGAACUGGCUUCCAUCCGCAGGCGGGAGGAGCCGAUGAGAGAGGCAGUCAUGGGGAAGAGUCCGGGGGUCUACAGUUGGCUCAUCAGAAGCUCAGAUGAAUCUCCGGGACAUUCAGCAGAUACGAUCAAAGGUGACAAGCAGCCGCACCAAGCACCGACUGGCAUCACGCCCCUUACUGACAGACGUCCGGGAUCCAGCGCCAAGCCUGUCCUGCCUCCUAUCCCCCCUGGACGGAAGACACCGCAAGCCAACAGCCCGCAGCCAUCGCCCAGCCGCCGACACGUCCAAGCCAGCACGCAAGGAUAGCGUUGAGUUUUUUUUCUUUUCCCCCCCCAUCAUUUUUAAUUGGUCAUCAAGGCUCACGUUGCCCUUUGGCCUCAUGUUUCAAAUUAGGGAUCGGGUUUCAAAGUGUAAACAAUGAGGCACACCUGGCCAUCCAUCACUGUCCGUCUUGCUCCAGAGGCAGCAGAUGUUGCAGUGCCGUCAUAAUUCUUUGGCAGAUAUUGUCUCCGUGACAGACCCCCCCGAGGUCUAACCUACUUACGCUGCAGUCGGCACCGCUUUCUACAAAGUCAGUGUCGACAAUCAGUGGCCUUUUAUAUACGGGCCAUUUAAGUCUGUACAAACCUUGUACUGUCACUCCCCCGGUGGGCCUUUUUUUAAUUUGUGUCAAUGGACAAAAAAACGCUGGAAGAACAACAGAGAAAGGACAAGAACAUAAACCAAGGAUAUGACUACAAUCUAAUAGUGACUCACAAAUCAUCCAGACAUAAAAUACAUAUUUGAAUUAUGACUUAACAGUUUUUCUCCAGCACAGCACUACCUGCUGGAUCUGGUGAGGCACUGGACAAUUUGCUAUUAAAUGAAUAUUUUGCUAAGAUGAUGGAAGUCAGGUCAAGUUUAUUUGUUCGCCCCCCCCAUCCCAAGAGAAGCGACACGAAGUGAGUAUCGCAUAAACAUU
Messenger RNA from Syngnathus acus (greater pipefish), 2792 nucleotides. RefSeq names its product leucine-rich repeats and guanylate kinase domain containing (gene lrguk). The coding region runs from base 140 to 2137 and encodes 665 amino acids. The transcript is spliced from 19 exons. Gene Ontology annotation, cellular component: cytosol. NCBI's taxonomy places the organism in Eukaryota, Metazoa, Chordata, Actinopteri, Syngnathiformes, Syngnathidae. The record is from RefSeq and is a predicted model, not a curated record. Gene Ontology annotation, molecular function: GMP kinase activity; protein binding.